This is a messenger RNA of Lotus japonicus, 2402 nucleotides long. RefSeq names its product CLP protease regulatory subunit CLPX1, mitochondrial-like. NCBI's taxonomy places the organism in Eukaryota, Viridiplantae, Streptophyta, Magnoliopsida, Fabales, Fabaceae. The record is from RefSeq and is a predicted model, not a curated record. Bases 383 to 2059 code for a protein of 558 amino acids. Gene Ontology annotation, biological process: protein folding; protein catabolic process; proteolysis. Gene Ontology annotation, molecular function: ATP binding; ATP-dependent protein folding chaperone; ATP hydrolysis activity. Gene Ontology annotation, cellular component: mitochondrial matrix. The transcript has 15 exons.
AGCUCAAGAGUUGAGUUGAUCAACACACACUAAUAAAAAAAUGCCCUCAAUUUGAAUUUGAUCAUUUUCUUUGCCAUCAAUUUUCUUCCCUAAAUCCAAACUUUGCAUCACUUUUUUUUCUUCACGACAUCAAUUUCCUUUUAGUUGCAGUUUUUAGUGUGUUGGACAAGAUUUGAUUGUGAGGCGGUUAGGUUGGGUGGUGUCGUGGCGUUUUCAUUUCAACAACAACUGAAAAAAUCAAAACAAAACGGUGUCAGUUCAACACAUUCAUCAGAAGAAGAUUCAUAGAUUCUUCAAUGUCUUCUUCAUCCACUGAUUCUCCCUCUUCCAUUCCCCUCUAAUCAUCCCAUAUUCUUCUCACUUCAAUCCUCCACCUCCUUCCAUGGCUGCCGCUGCGUUCCGAUCCAACCCUCGAAGCUACAAGGAAACAGCGACCCUCGCACUCUCACAGCUCAGGUACUUCGCCUUCAACUGCACGCGUGCCGCUAACUCUCCACGCUCCUCCAACACCCCUUACCACUUCACCUCCUUCAAACCCCUCUCUCUCCGCGGCGAUUUCAUCCAAAAGGGUACCACCACCACCGCUACCCAUUUUCCCAAUCACACCGUUGUUGCCUCGUUUGGGGACCCGCCGGAAAUUUGGUCCGGCGAGGGGAUGGUUGUUCGGUCGGGAAAUUCCAAUUUCGACGGUUCUGGCGGUGGUGGAGGUGGUGGUGCGAGCUCCGGCGAUUCCGGGGCGUCAAACUCGAUGGAAGGGUGUUGGGGUGGGUCUAAUCUGGGGGGUAAUUUCCCAACGCCGAAGGAGAUUUGUAAGGGGCUUGACAAGUUCGUGAUUGGACAGGAGAGGGCCAAGAAGGUGCUUUCUGUGGCAGUUUAUAAUCACUACAAGAGAGUAUUUCAUGAAACUUCACUCAAGUCUAAGUGGCCUGCAGGAGAUUCAAGUGAUAAUGGUAAUAGAGCUGAAGCUAUUGAUGAUGAUGAUAGAGUUGAACUUGAGAAAAGCAAUAUCCUUCUAAUGGGGCCAACAGGAUCAGGGAAGACGUUACUUGCCAAAACCUUGGCUCGGUUUGUAAAUGUCCCCUUUGUUAUUGCAGAUGCAACUACACUCACUCAGGCAAGUUAUGUUGGAGAAGAUGUGGAGUCCAUAUUAUACAAGCUCCUUCUGGCUGCAGAUUAUAAUGUGGCAGCUGCGCAGCAAGGCAUUGUUUACAUUGAUGAAGUUGACAAGAUUACUAAAAAGGCUGAAAGCCUUAAUAUCAGUAGAGAUGUGUCUGGUGAAGGUGUUCAGCAGGCAUUGCUCAAGAUGCUGGAGGGAACGGUUGUUAAUGUUCCUGAGAAGGGAGCCCGGAAGCAUCCCAGAGGUGACAAUAUUCAGAUUGACACAAAGAAUAUACUUUUCAUUUGUGGAGGAGCCUUUGUUGACUUAGAGAAGACAAUCUCAGACAGGCGUCAAGAUUCUUCCAUUGGAUUCGGGGCACCUGUACGUGCAAAAAUGAGGACUGGUGGUGUCACAGAUUCUGCUAUUGCGUCAUCAUUAUUAGAAACUGUUGAAAGUAGUGAUCUAAUUGCGUAUGGUUUAAUACCUGAGUUUGUUGGGCGGUUUCCGAUCCUUGUCAGUUUGUCAGCUUUAACUGAAAAUCAACUCAUUCAGGUCCUCACAGAACCAAAGAAUGCUCUUGGGAAGCAAUACAAGAAGAUGUUCCAAAUCAAUGGAGUAAAGCUACAUUUUACAGAAAGCGCUCUAAAAUCUAUUGCCAGAAAAGCAAUAUCUAAAAAUACUGGUGCUCGGGGCUUACGAUCAAUAUUAGAGAGUGUUUUGGUAGAUGCCAUGUAUGAGAUUCCUGAUAUCAGAACAGGCGACGAUGUCAUAGAUGCUGUUGUUGUUGAUGAAGAGGCCAUUGGAAAAGAUGGGUGCAGGGGAGGAGCUAAGAUCCUUUAUGGUAAUGGUGCAUUGGAUCGUUAUCUCUCUGAGCAGAAAAAUGAUUCAGAGACCAUGGAGGCAUCUGGCGGAGAUCAUGAAUCAGAGACAGAACUUCCUUCCAUUGUUGCUAGCAUGUAACCCGAUGCUGAUAUUUAUUGUAAUUAUCUCUGUACAUAACUAGUUGUUGAUACAUUUUGUUGAAUAAUAUAGGUUAUAUUCAGAUUGCCCCAUGUCGUUUGGUCCAAGUCAAUGUGUUAUUAAAAGUAGUUUCAUCUCGCGCCUCCUUUGUUGAGAUUCCUUAGCAUAAAUCAUAGAGGUAAUCUAAAUGCUCCAUACUCUCUAAGUGUGAAAUGCGUGAUUCAUUCAUGUAGUUUGGGGCAGCACUGAUUCAACAAAAAAAUGUAUAUUAUGAGAUGAUUCUGGUUCAUUCCUGGUUUUGUUCCAGACUUUUGUGAUAUAAAGUAAUAUAUUGAACAUGACA